UUCGUUCUGCAAAAGAGAUUUACAAUGUGGAGUGCGUGGGGCGCUCUGCCCUUCCGCAUCAAAGUCGGGCCUCAGAGGGCCCCCUCGCCACCUGUGACUGGUUCCGGCCCCAGGUACCACAUCGACAGUCGAGAUCUUAGAAAAAUCCACAAAGCUGCGGUCACGGGGAAUGUGGAAAAACUGGAGCAGAUCCUGUAUUUUGGUUUAAAAGGCCCAGAUAAAAGGGACAAGAGGAACAGGACUGCUCUCCACUUGGCCUGUGCCUGUGGCCAUGCAGAUGUGGUGUAUCUCCUGAUAGACCAGAGAUGCCGGCUCAACCUCCAGGACGAUGAAAACAGGACAGCUCUAAUGAAGGCUGUACAAUGCCAAGAAGAGGAAUGUGCAACUAUUCUGCUGGAACAUCGUGCUGAUCCAAAUAUUACGGACAACGAGGGCAACACCGCUCUCCAUUAUGCGGUCUCUGCAGAGAACAUCUCCAUAGUAAAGAAGCUGCUUUUAUACAAAGCAGAUAUAGAGGCCAAAAACAAGGAUGGCCUCACACCGCUUUUAAUUGCUGUAAAUAACAACAAAGAGGACAUGGUGGCAUUUUUAGUAGAAAAAGGAGCAAAUGUAAAUGUAGUUGACAACGCUAAAAGGUCUGCUCUCCACUUGGCCUGUGCCAAUGGCCAUGUAGAUAUGGUGAAACUCCUGAUAGACCGGAAAUGCCAGGUCAACCUCUGUGAUGAAGAAAACAGGACAGCUCUUAUGCAGGCUAUAAAGUGCCAAGAAGAGGAAUGUGCAACUAUUGUGCUGGAACAUGGUGCUGAUCCAAAUAUUAUGGACAACGAGGGCAACACCGCUCUCCAUUAUACGACUUUAGUGGAAAACCUCUCAAUGGCAGAGAAGCUGUUUUUACACAAAGCAGAUAAAGAGGCCAAAAACAAGGAUGGCUUCACACCACUUUUACUUGCUGCAAAUGAGAACAAAGAGGACAUGGCGACAAUUUUAGUAGAAGAAGAAGCAAAUGUAAAUGUAGUUGACAACGCUAAAAGGUCUGCUCUCCACUUGGCCUGUGCCAAUGGCCAUGUAUAUAUUGUGCGUCUCCUGAUGUAUUUGAAAUGCGAGCUCAACCUCCGUGAUGAAGAAAACAGGACAGCUCUAAUGAAGGCUAUAGAAUGCCAACAAAAGGAAUGUGCAAGUAUUGUGCUGGGACAGGGUGCUGAUCCAAAUAUUACGGACGACAAGGGCAACACCGCUCUCCAUUAUGCGGUGUUCGAGGAGAAUUUCUCAAUAGUAGAGGAGCUGCUUUUACACAAAGCAGAUAUAGAGGCCAAAAACAAGGAUGACCUCACACCAGUUUUAGUUGCUCUAAAUGAAAACAAAGAGCAAAUGGUGAAAUUUUUAGUAGGAAAAGGAGCAAGUCUACCUGCAGGGGAUAAGGUUAUAAGCAAUGACCAACUAAUUUCUGAACAUGAAGAAGAAAUGAAACCCGAAAAUUCUUCAGAGAAUCAUGAUCUAGUGGCUGAGAAGUCUGAAGAAGACUCCGUAAGCAGUCUUUCUGAUAAAGCUGAUAUUGAUAAUUCAUGGCCUUCAUCAAUUGAAGACUUAAGUCCUCGUACCAAGACUGUCCCGCAACUAAACUUAAGAGAGCAGAUGGCUGCUUUUCUGCGAGCCAGGGGAGCAGACUAUGCCAUUUUGAGCCAAGAAUGUAGACUUUUAUUUGCUGACAAUUUUGCAAGUGAAGAUAAGACUGAAACUCUUUUGAAACCAUCAGUCAAUGUCUCUGACUAUUCUCCUCUUGCUUUUGUAUCACCUGAAACUCCUCAAACAUCUUUAGCAAUGCGUGAUGUUACAAAGGAAGGAACAAUGAAGCCGGCAAGUGGUAAAAAGGACAAUGGUGUUGAUAUUAUUGAAAGUGCUCCACAAGAGCAAGCAGUUAAUGACAAUUUGACUUCUGCUGAUAGAGCACACAAAAAUAAUACGAGUGAUAGGAUGUCAGCUUUAGGAGAAGAAGAUAGUUCACCUUGGGAUUCUGAGAGUAUUUCUGCAAGAUUUCCAAAGAAAUCUGUUGAUUGUUUACCUGGAGCUGCAGAUCAACAAGGGCAAAGUAUAUUCAAUGAACAAGUAGAAGAUUCCCCUGGAAAAGAUCUUCACUGGGAGUCGACCGCUAAAGUGAAAGAUUCUGUUCCUAAUGAAGGAGUAGCAACGAGUGAUAAGCAAACAUCCAUGUCAGAUUUGUCAUCAGAACCAGACUUAGAAGUGGCAUCAGAGCAAGAGCAAGAGCAAGAAAGGCCUGAUGAAAGUGAAAAUAACCACCCCCAGGAUAAAGUUAUUUCACAAACGUGUAUCCUGGCUGAAAAGACAUCUGAAAGCCAAACCAAGCAAAUUAACUUUCCACUUGUGCAACUGCAAGAUAUGGCUCGAGAACCAGAAAUGCAUAUGGAAUGUGAUAGACAGGAUGAUAGAUCUGUACAUUCAGAACAUCUUCGUGCACACAAGAAGUAUGAGGAGAUAUGGAAGAAACAAGGCAAAUUAGAGUGGAAAAAUAAUGUAAAGCUCAUGAGCAGAGAGUUAACUCAGGAGAUUGGUAAAACUUGUGAAAAGUACCAAAUUAUUACUCAUCCUAACGUAGAGCCACUACAUGGUAAUUCUAAAGAAGCAGACUCAAAGGAAAUAGCUCCGCAAUUGACAAAAGUUACACUUGAUUGUGAGGAAAAAGAUGAAUUUGGAGUGUCUGUCUUUGUAGUACCUCAGGCCUUUCCUGAACAAAAAGAGCCUCGUCUCGAAAAUGCUGUUCUCUCUCAUUCAUACUCUGGGUCUCCAGACUAUGCUUGCCAGUCAUCUUCUAAGCUUUCUUUCCAUGAAGAUGAUAACAAACCAGGUGAGCAUGUUUUUAACAAAAAUGAGAGUCUUGAUAACGAUACAGAAGAUAAAAAAGUAAGGAACCCACUUGUUACAUUUGAAGUGAAAGAAGACCAAGAGUUUGACCUGCAGAUGGCCAAAAGUUUGAACCAAAAUACCACUAAUAGUAAAUUAGACACUGGCUAUAUCCCUCCGUAUAGUGACCCAGAAAGCCUUUUUGAUUUGCAGCUUGCCCACUCCAAUGUGGUGAAACAAAUGAUUCAGAAGAAAAGGCAUGAUACUUCUGCUAUUACAAACACUUACAAGAAAACAAAACCAACACGAGACUCUUUCCAGAAGCCAUUAUAUGCAGAUAAUGACAGUACUUAUAACUAUAAAAGUAUGGAACCUGCAUUAGAAAUUGUGAGUUCUUCACCACGUCCUUUCAGAACAUCAGAAGUACAUCAAAAAGAAGAAUUACAGCAAGAUAAGCAAAAUCUGCAAAGGUUUAAGAAUGAGAAAGGCAUGUUACAAGUAGAACUCCUGGCUUUGGAAAAAGAGAAAGUUGAACUUCAAAAAGAGCUUGCUGCUGCUCCCCUUGCUGCUGCUCGUGCUCCUCCUGCUGCUCCUCCUGCUGCUCCUGCUGCUACUGCUGCUCCUCCUGCUGCUCCUGCUCCUUGUGCUGCUGCUCCUGCUGCUCCUGCUGCUCCUCCUGCUGCUCCUGCUGCUCCUCGUGCUGCUGCUCCUGCUCCUGCUCCUCCUGCUACUGCUCCUGCUGCUGCUGCUUCUCCUCCUGCUCCUGCUGCUCUUGCUGCUCCUCCUGCUCCUGCUGCUGCUGCUGCUCCUCCUGCUGCUCCUGCUGCUGGACUAAUUCAACAAAGAAAGAGUGGAAAAACUGAUAACCACCUGUUUCCUACUACGCAGAAUGAAGAUUCUGAUAGUAAUGAUCCUGGUUUGUCUAUCAUGGAAAUAAAGAAAGAUAAAAAUGUAAAGUGGACUUUAAAAUCAUCUAUGAUUACACCAGGCUUUGAGAAGGCCGAUUCCCUAACUGGUAGUCUACUACGAGUGAGUAAUGACAACAAUCUAAGUGAAAUGGAUCAGGAUGAAAGAAGACCUGCAAAGAAAACAUCUAAGGAAAAGAACAAGGUCAAAAAGCAAGUGAAUUCUGUGGAACACCUUGAUGGCUUAACUCAGUCAUCUGAAGCAGCUUCAGAGCAUUGCAUGUUGCAAUACUCCGAUUAUAAGAGUUCCCUGUUGCCCAUUGGACAACUUGACAUGGAUUGUAAAGAUUCUGUUAGCAUAUUGACAACCCAGGAUGCAAUUUUUAAAUACAGAAGAUUAAUAGAAUUAAAAACAAAGGACUGUGAACAACUUAUAAGAAAAAUUUUAAAAAUGGAAUAUAAGGUCAAUGGACUACAAAAGGAACUAUCAGAAGCAAAAGAAAUGAAAUCUCAGUUAGAGCAUCAAAAAGUGGAAUGGGAACGAGAACUCUACAGUUUAAGGGAGCAAUUAAGAAGUAAAGAAGAGCAACAUAGUAAAGAAGUUGAAAUGAAACAACAACUUAAUCUUAGAAGACGAAACUUGGAAUUGAAGAGUGGAAAAAGUAAUUGGAGUCAGGUUUCUCCUCCUCAUGAAAAAGAAAAAGGUCUGUUACAUGAAAACCGCAUGUUGCAAGAUGAAAUUGCCGCGCUAAGACUGGAAAUAGACACAAUAAGGAAUCAGAAGCAGGAAAAGGAAAAGAAAUAUUGUGAAGACACUGAAAUUGAAAAAGAAAAGAAUGACAGUCUUCAAAACGCCAUAAAAUUGAAUGACGUAACAUUAAACAAUACAGUAUUCCAAUCUAGUGGGCAGCUGAAUGUUGUGACACCUGAGAAUACCAUGCUGAACUCUAAACUGCAGGAUGAAAGGCUAAACAGAGAAAGACUGGAAGCAAAACUUCAGUCAUACCGAGCUAGACUCACUACAGCUGUACAGGAUCACGAUCAAAGUCAGGCAUCAAAAAGAGACCUAGAACUUGCUUUCCAGAGAGCAAAAGAUGAGUGGUGUCAUUUACAGGGCAAAAUGAACUUUGAGAUGUCUAACCUAAAAGAUAACAAUGAGGUGCUUUCUCAGCAACUUUCUGAAGCCAAAAGUAAAUUCAAUACCCUAGAAAUUGAGCUCCAGUAUCAAAGAGAUGCUCUCAGAGAAAAGACUUUGGCUUUAGAACAUGUACAAGGAAACCUAAAACAAACACAGGACCAGAAGAUGGAAAUUGAGCAGAAAUCUCAAAAUGAACAAGAUAAAGUGAAUAAGUACAUUGGAAAGCACAAAUCCUUAGAAGAGAGAUUAUCUCAACCACAAAGUGAAAAUACGUUGCUCCGAGAGCAACUAGAUGAUGGCUACAGCAGAGUGGAGUGUAAAGAAAAGACUAGAAUUGAUCUCAAAGACCAGGUUCAGGUUAUUGUAAGAACUCUUCAAGCUGAAAGAGAAAAACAAAGUCUUAUACUGCAAGAAAGAAAUAAGGAGUUAAUCAACGAGUGGAAGCAUUUAAUAGAAAGAAUAUAUACGUAUAAAAAGGAGAAAGAAGGAAGAGAAGUACAAGAAGCAGAGGAUCAACAUACAAAGAUUGUAAGAUGUAUUGAGAAGUCGCGAGAUCACGAGAAAAAGCUUGAAGUUGAAAAUGCCAAGUUAAAAGUUACAAUCAAGGAGCAAGCAGGCGAAAUUGAACAGCUUCAGAAAGACCUGUUAAGUUCAAGUUCGUGUGGUGAUGAAAAGGAAAACCUAAAGAAAUGUAUGGAGUUGACACAGUCUUUGCAGUUCAGGUUGGAUCAAGAAGUGAAGAAAAAUGAGGAAUUAGAAAAAGAGAAUACUGGAUGCAGGAGCUGAAGAAAAUAUAACUAGAGAACUAAAAGAAGCUGCUCGUGAAUUAGAAUCAGGAUUCUGUAGAUCCUCUCCUUUAGGACCUACUGAUGAAUCAAAUGUAAAUCAAGAUCUAGUACUGCAAGCAUGACGAGAAUAUGGAGAGAUUUUGAAUAAAAAGUAUAUGAUCUGAAAGAUACAUAGUAAAAGUUUAUCACCUAGAUGUUUAAUAAAACAUUUUAAUUGUUUCCCAGUAAAUGUCUGUUGUACAAAAAAUCUUUAUUAAAGGAAAUUUUGCUAUA
Nyctereutes procyonoides (raccoon dog) is the source of this 5960-nucleotide messenger RNA. RefSeq names its product ankyrin repeat domain-containing protein 26-like. The transcript has 34 exons. The record is from RefSeq and is a predicted model, not a curated record. The coding region runs from base 25 to 5685 and encodes 1886 amino acids. Gene Ontology annotation, molecular function: protein binding. NCBI's taxonomy places the organism in Eukaryota, Metazoa, Chordata, Mammalia, Carnivora, Canidae.